Messenger RNA from Torulaspora globosa, 1947 nucleotides. RefSeq names its product pheromone-regulated protein PRM1 (gene PRM1). The record is from RefSeq and is a predicted model, not a curated record. NCBI's taxonomy places the organism in Eukaryota, Fungi, Ascomycota, Saccharomycetes, Saccharomycetales, Saccharomycetaceae. Gene Ontology annotation, cellular component: mating projection tip. The transcript has a single exon. Bases 1 to 1947 code for a protein of 648 amino acids.
AUGUUGAAAAGUUACCUGAGUUUGCGCGACCGAUUAUCGCAAGCGUGGCUGAAUGCUUACACAUUGGCACUUCUGCUAGCCGUUUUUAAACUAGUUUUCUUCUCAUCUUCGCUCAGAAAUGCUAUUAACCAGUCCGAGACUUAUAUAGUCUCACGUUGUGAGUCGAUUGACGCAAUAUACAACAAUGGGUUGAAGAACACGCCUCAUUAUCUGGGACUUUUCGGAAACUACUUGGUGAAGGAGGCCCUAGAACAAUCAGUGAAGGCAACUUUAAAAACUCUAUCCUUUUUAGUGCAUGCAAGUGAGGUGUUGCUUACAUUCUCCGUCGAUCUUUACCUAGGCACAUAUGCAUGUCUUAUCGUAAGCGCGAUCGAUGGCUCCGUGGAUGUAGCUACUAAUGCUACCGAGAAAAUCAUUGAUUUGGUUAAUUCUACUGUUUCUACUUUUGCGAACGAGCUCGACGAUGGGCUGGACAGUGUGUCGAAUGUCAUUGACAAGAUUAUAUCUGCUGCCUCCAAAGUGGAAAGUUUAUUCAAGGGAGGUAAUGCUGAUACCGUCUCUCAAAAUUUGGCCAAGGUAAAUUUAACGAUCUCUUCCCUGCGAGACUUCCAUAUACCCUCCUCGAUUGACGACAAGCUACAGCAGCUCUCAGAUAAGACCCCAGAUUUUGCUACGGUGAAGAAUAUGACCAAAAACUUAAUUUCCAAACCAUUUGAGGAAGUUAGAAGCGACAUAGAUGCCUUAAAUACCAGUGCCAUCGUGCAAAACCCACAAAUGCUUUACGUCCCACCCUUGAAUGACGUUAACGGAACUGCUGGAAUCUGCAGCAAGAAUAUCCCCUCAAUUGAGAAACUAUACGGUUCCCUGGAUCACGCGCUGAUGGUGACAACAAUUGUUUGCAUCGUUCUACUCACUCUCGGAGCAGUCCUGAUGUUGCUUCCUGCUGCGUGGAGCGAGAUCAGGUAUUGGAACCGCCUGAAAUACAUGGAGGAUCAGUUUGAACUGAUAGCUGUGCAGGAAAAAGACCAUCCGCCCGACCCCUUUCGAAACACGGAAGAAAACCCGUCCUGGGAUCUAAUUGCGGCUGUUAAUGCCUGCCUGCAAUACUGGAGCUUCAGAAUAAGCAGGUGGAUCAUCAGUGCCUGCGGUGCGAUCCGCAGCAAAGGUGAAAUGACAAAUCUACAGAAAGUUAGAAUCCACUGGGUGGUUUCAUAUGUCACGUCGUCAAGGGCCCUUUGUGUUCUCUGCGUAGGUGCAAUUGGCUUGCUCGUUUGCGUGUUGCAGCUGGUAACAAUAGCGGUGCUCAGGAGAACCCUCCAGCAUGAGGGAGGCAGCUCAAUGGAACAAAUGCUGAACAGUACAGCAUUGAGCUUUGAAAGCGACAUCAACACCUGGUGUGAAGAGACUAAUGCAUACAUUAACUCGACAGAGGGCAACAUGAACGAUCAGCUCUUCGGAUGGCUACAGAAAACCACCGUUUCAGUGAACGACACAGUGACAAAGAUGAUGUCAGGAAUAGACGGCACUCUCGCAGACGUUUUCAACGGCACAAUACUGUAUUCUCCGAUGAACACCGUAGUGGACUGUGUCAUUGGCAACAAACUUACAGCGGUGGAGCAAGCCAUGACAUGGAUCCACGAUAACGUCCAAUUCAAGCUUCCAAGGCUCAACGGUUCUGACAUCACCACUGUUUUCCAGCAACAGCAGAAAAACAGCGCAAAUUCCACAACUUCUCCCACGCCAUUCUCAGCAGAAGACAUCGUCAGCGAGUUGCGUUCAGCAUUAAUCAAGAUUCUCGACAGCUUCUACAAUACUGCAAUAUGGGAACUCACCGUAGCACUCGUCAUUCUAGGCAUAUGGCUAAGCCAAAUACCCAUAGCCAUCGCCAUCGUAUUAUACCGGUCUCGCCGCCUGCCGACCAACGAGGAGCAAACAAAGCCUAAAUAA